Nerophis ophidion (straightnose pipefish) is the source of this 423-nucleotide messenger RNA. RefSeq names its product NADH:ubiquinone oxidoreductase subunit C1 (gene ndufc1). Bases 122 to 331 code for a protein of 69 amino acids. NCBI's taxonomy places the organism in Eukaryota, Metazoa, Chordata, Actinopteri, Syngnathiformes, Syngnathidae. The transcript has 4 exons. The record is from RefSeq and is a predicted model, not a curated record. Gene Ontology annotation, cellular component: mitochondrion.
GUAGGUGGCAGUAGUGCGCACCAGAAGGUUGCUUGCCAACCGCCAUUAAAUAAAAGAAAAAGUAGAAGAAUUAAACACGAAGAAGAAACGUUGGAAACUAAGUAAACAGCACGGCGAGAAAAUGACUUUGAUUAAAUUACUUGCCCGAGCUUCUAUUGUCAACAAAGCUGGAUCCAGGUCUAUGUUUACAGCCUCCAAGAAUGACACAACCUCUCCCAACUGGUUGCGAGUGGGUCUUACCUUUGGAUCGUCUGCUUUCCUGUGGGGCCUGCUCUUCAAGCAGCACAGUGACGAUGUCCAUGAGUAUAAAGUUAGGAACGGUCUAAAGUGAAAUCCUGUGCAAGGGGCCACAUCCUUCAGGAUGUGUCUGUUUCGUUCCUCAUGAUUUGAAUUCUGUAAUAAACAUCUGUCAUGUGAAAUAUA